This is a messenger RNA of Pogoniulus pusillus (Red-fronted tinkerbird), 520 nucleotides long. Its product is annotated as protein S100-A4-like. The record is from RefSeq and is a predicted model, not a curated record. Gene Ontology annotation, molecular function: transition metal ion binding; calcium-dependent protein binding; calcium ion binding. Bases 126 to 428 code for a protein of 100 amino acids. The transcript has 3 exons. NCBI's taxonomy places the organism in Eukaryota, Metazoa, Chordata, Aves, Piciformes, Lybiidae.
GCUGGAGCAGCUCCGGUGCCUCCCCACGAGGGCCGGGCUAUAAAUCCCAGUGCCGGGCGCGGCUCGCCUCCCGCCCCUCCGUCUCCGCUCGUUCGUUUCGCGCUGUCGGCUCGUUGGCAUUCCUCAUGGCGUGUCCCCUGGAGCAGGCGCUGGCCGUGAUAGUCGCCACCUUCCACAAGUACUCGGGGAAGGAGGGGGACAAGUACAAGCUCAGCAAGCAGGAGCUGAAGGAGAUGUUGAUGAAGGAGCUGCCCAGCUUCAGCAGCCAGGCCAGUGAGAGCAGCCUGCAGAAGCUGAUGAGCAACCUGGACUGCAACAGCGACAGCGAGGUGGACUUCCAGGAGUACGUCACCUUCCUGGCCUGCAUGGCCAUGAUGUGCAACGACUUCUUCCAGGACUACCCCGACAAGAUGCCACGCAGGAAGUGACCACAGGGCACGGUGCCCAGGCUCGGCUGCUGCUCCUGUGACUCUCCCACUCCCCUCCCGAUGCUCUUUCAAUAAAGGUUGCUUUAAACAAA